Rhodofomes roseus is the source of this 716-nucleotide messenger RNA. RefSeq lists its product as uncharacterized. The record is from RefSeq and is a predicted model, not a curated record. The coding region runs from base 165 to 548 and encodes 127 amino acids. NCBI's taxonomy places the organism in Eukaryota, Fungi, Basidiomycota, Agaricomycetes, Polyporales, Fomitopsidaceae. The transcript has 3 exons.
CCCAAUGCGCAAGCCGACCGCCUUCGCGCGCUCAGCUUGCCAUAGCUUGCCAUCCGCGCCCUCUUACGGACGGUGGACUUCGUUGAGUUUGACCACCCGGAAAGAGUUAAUACGAAUACAGCUCUCAGACAGCAACAGAAUUCCAAAUUCUCCAUGGCUCACCAAUGCUCCGUUGCGUCAUCGUUCGACGCCCUACUAGAGCGAUCAUCAUAGAACUUUCCCAUGCAUCUGUGGCGUUAGCAGACGUCGUUCCGUCACUCGCUUGCGAAAACAGCGCUGCCACUGCCACGAGAGUUCUCAUCCACUGUGAUACAUCCGUCGAUGUCCGGCGUGCCCAAGGCGUGCCAUAUGUCGACCCUUGUGAUUUGUCACUGUCAGUAGCACUACGUGUUACAGCUUGCACCCCUGGAGUAUUUGCGGCGAGCGCGCACGGUCGGGGCGCGAGGGCUAAAGGGCGGCCCAACGCGCGCACGGGUCUCACAGGUACGGCCAGUGUGGGUGCCUCUUAUGGACCUGAGGUUCGGUUCCGUAUUGGGCAGGUAGGAUGAGGUUGUGCCUGGGCUAAGGGAUGUAGCGUUUGUGCCGGCGGCGUGUCUUAGCGACGAAUAAGGGCUAUCUUCUGAUGGCCUUCGCGCUCCGCGUGCACAACCGUCUGCAGCCCUUGCGCGAUUCUGGAGCGGACUUACUGCCGCCACGACGAUCAGCGAUAUCGGAGC